AUGUUGAGAUAUUGUGUUUUACCAGUUAGAUCAAUUGCAUUCAAAGCUCCUGUGUUGAGUCAAUUGAGAUUAUUAUCAACCACUCCUGCUUUGUCCAUGCCAGCUAAAGCUAAAGCUGAACCAAAGGCAAAGGCUAAAACUACAAAGCAAACCAAGACUGCUUCCAAAUCCAAGGAAUUGAGUACUGCUAAGAAACUUGCUGAAAAGAUCAAGAAGGAAAAAGCAAAGCAUAAUACCAUUCAAACUAAAAUUAAAGAUCACAAUAACUAUCUUAGACAAUUAAGUAGAGAAAGAAAAUUGGCUGAAGAUGCUUCAAGAGGUCAUCGUUCUUUAAAUAUUAGAUCUUUCAUUGCUAAAGCUUUCAAAUUACCACCAACUUCACCUGAAUUUGCUAGUAAAUAUGAAAGUUUGACUGAAGAUGAAUUGGAAAAACUCAAGGUUGCUGCUAAAGAAUACAAUGAUAAAUGUAGAUCAUUCUUUGUUGGUGAUAAACCAACCAAACCAGCUACCAAAUUUGCUUUGUAUUUGAAAGAAAAUUAUGUUGUUGGAGAAAACCAAGAUAGAGCUACUGUUAUGGGUGAAUUGGCUGCUCGUUGGAAAUCUUUACCAGAAUCCGAAAAGUUGAAAUACACCAUUAAUUACGAUCAAGAAGCUCGUAGAAAAGAAGUUGAAGAUUGGAAACAAACAAGAAUUAACCAAUACAAACAAUAUUUGGAUUUCAAAAAGAACUAUGAAUACAAAUUCUAA
Messenger RNA from Candida tropicalis MYA-3404, 747 nucleotides. RefSeq names its product Gcf1p (gene GCF1). The coding region runs from base 1 to 747 and encodes 248 amino acids. The transcript has a single exon. Lineage: Eukaryota; Fungi; Ascomycota; Pichiomycetes; Serinales; Debaryomycetaceae. The record is from RefSeq and is a predicted model, not a curated record.